Molecule: messenger RNA, 1741 nt
Organism: Drosophila innubila
Lineage: Eukaryota; Metazoa; Arthropoda; Insecta; Diptera; Drosophilidae
Product: G-patch domain and KOW motifs-containing protein
Exons: 3
Coding region: 46-1602 (518 amino acids)
Biological process (GO): mRNA splicing, via spliceosome
Cellular component (GO): spliceosomal complex
Source: RefSeq, a predicted model, not a curated record
UGUUUAUAAACGUUUUCCAGCGGCAUUUUACACAAACACUGCGUUAUGGAUGCCAAGAAGAUAUCCUUUGGCUUUAGCAAAGUUGCUAAGAAACCAAACAUUUUGCCCAUCAAAGCUCCAAAAGAAGAAAGCAAAGUGGAGCUCAUAAAAUGCCUCGAAGGCAAAGAAAUCAAACUUGUCGCUGAGAAGCAAGAGAUAGCACCGCUGGUCAUACAGUUGGCAAGUAAUCAGAAGACUUCAACGGCGCUAGCAAGUCUGAUGAAAAGACGCGCUGUAUUGCUUGGUGAAGAUGACCCAGAUCCCGAGGAGAUAACAGCAGAGCCACAAUCUAUAGCUGAAGUCACAUCCAAUAACGACAGCACAAACCUGGAACUGCGUGCCGCACGUGAGCUGCUUGCAGCAGCACAGGAUAACGGCAAUGAAAUUGUAGACGGUGAAAAGCUUGUAUUACCAGCACUUAAAGCUGAUGAACUGCCACUGGAUGGUGCUAAGGAAUCAACCAUAGAUGAUUAUGACUCCAUUCCCAUACAACAAUUCGGUUUAGCAAUGUUGCGCGGUAUGGGCUGGGUAGAUCCGCCGCCCGUGUCGAAGAAGAAGGGCACAGCUCCGGUGGACGAUGCUCCAUUCAUGCGGCCCAAAGGCAUGGGACUGGGUGCUGACAAGGCACUCAAGGCAAAGACCCUACUGGUGCAGCCGGAAAAAAAUGAAGUGUUGGAGAUUAAGAAACAAGCCUACGUACGGAUCUUGGGUGGCAAGCAAAAGGAUCAGUAUGGACAAAUUGAAGGUUUCGACGAUCAUGCUGGCCGUGUGAUUGUCAAAAUGGCCAUCGGUGGCACAAAGGAGGCGUUCAAUGAGUUUCUUUGCCAACCCGUAUCGCGCAAGGAGUAUUCCCAGUAUGGAAAAUGUAUAAAUACGGCCAAGUACGAGCAGUUUAAGAAGCAUGAAAAUGAGCAUGGUCAAAUCAUUAUUAAACGCGAGAAGUCAGAGGAACGAAAAAGCACAAGGACAGAGCGUAGAGAAAGUCAACGGGAGGAUGAACGUAAAUCACACAGAACAAAGGAUGAAGAUCGCAAACCAUAUAAGAACGAGCAGCGCAGCAUUAAGCUUGAGGAACGGCGACCUGAGAGCAGGAGUUAUGCAGAGGAACGCAAUUCUUACAAGCAUGAGGAACGUAAACCGUACAAGACAGAAGAUCGUCGUGACAAUAGCAGCACAAGUCGUUAUCAUGAUCGUAGACAAGAAUCACGCAGCAACAGUUGUACUUCCAAAUCAAGUAGCCGCCGACGACAACAAAGCACCUCUGACGAAGCGGAUGACACGGGUGAAUCAACAGAAAGUGAUUCCGAUUCAGCUUACGAGCGCAAGGAUAAGAAAAAGUCGAAGAACCCCAGCAGAAGCAGCAGUAAAUCGAAGAAAAAGUCGAAGAAAUCAAAAAGUAAAUCUCAUCGCCAUCGUCGGUCAAGCGGCUCUGAAGAUUCCGAUUGUAGUGCGGAUGAACGCUCAAGACGUCGUCACCCAAGCAAGCAUAAAAAGAAAACCAAAAAGAGUAAACACGCGCGCUCUCGCACCCGCUCCAGAUCUCGGGAAGGGCGUGCCAGGUAGAACUAAGAUAAAAAAAAUUAGCAUGCAUCAGUUGUUGAUUCAUUUGAAAACUUUAUUUAAAUAUGUAUGUGUUAUAAGUAGACGCCUAAGCUUGUAUACUUAUGCAGGAUUAUCAUAAAAUUUCAACUAACUCACAAAU